Messenger RNA from Gallus gallus (chicken), 10192 nucleotides. RefSeq names its product potassium voltage-gated channel interacting protein 2 (gene KCNIP2). Gene Ontology annotation, molecular function: calcium ion binding; potassium channel regulator activity. The record is from RefSeq and is a predicted model, not a curated record. The coding region runs from base 8374 to 9051 and encodes 225 amino acids. The transcript has 8 exons. Gene Ontology annotation, biological process: regulation of potassium ion transmembrane transport. Gene Ontology annotation, cellular component: voltage-gated potassium channel complex. Lineage: Eukaryota; Metazoa; Chordata; Aves; Galliformes; Phasianidae.
GGAGAAGAUGCGGAGCAAAGGCAGGAAGGAGAGCCUGUCCGACUCCCGCGACCUGGACGGCUCCUACGACCAGCUGACGGGUGAGUGCCGCCCCCGCGGAAGGUGCAGCAGCCGCUCGGGAUCGCCGCCCCCCCGGCCCCGGCCCCGGCCCCGACCCCGGCCCCGGCCCGCUUCCAGCCCCAGCCGAGCCCCGGCCCCCGCCGCCCCGCUUCACCCGCGGAGCGCCGGAGCAGAGCGGCAGCCCCGGCCCGGGGGGGGCACCGCUCCCCGGGGAGGUUGGCAGCCCCGUGGGGAAACAACCCUCGUUCUCCCCGCGGGCGCUGGGGCUUUCGGGUCCCUGCCGGCCUCCCCUAAGCCCACCUCCCGCAUCGCCGCUCGGGACAGCGGGGUUUCGCGGCAGCGCCCCGGCAGCGGGGUCCCCCGGGAGCCGGGCCCCCCAGCGGCACCCGGAGCUCUGUACCUCCUCCCCUGGGUUCCCCGUGGUGCGCAGCAGCCCUAUCCCAGCGUUGGGACGGCUAUAGUGCAGAGAAGCCACAUAUACCCCACCAGCAACGCUGUGCCAUCCCGCUCCAUCCUCACCCCCAGCCGGGAAUUGCCCAUCUUCCCACUCCCAGCCCGUUUUCCCCCCAUCGCACCUCGUGCCCCGCUCCUUCCUCACGUGCUCUCCGUGGAUCUGGCCAGAUCCUAUCCCCUCGCAGAAUGUCAGCAGCUGGGCGCUGGGGCUCCCAUCUUCCGGGGCUGCGAUGAAGCUGAGCCUCUCUGGACGCCAUGCAAUGGGACACCUGGCAGCCCCCGGCCCCGUGAUGCUCCACAGAGCUGUUCCAGAGGGGAUUUCAGGAGCUCGAGGGGGUGUCUGGUCAGGACAGGACCCCCACCCCAUAAGCAGCCCCACACAGGGACGCCCUGCCGGCUGCCUGCACCACCCUUUAGGCUGUGGGGAGAUAUUUUUGAGCUGUGUAGGAACUUGGAACCCACACACAACUUUUGGUUUCUCCGGUAACUUUAACACGUCCAUAUGGAUUUAAAUCAAAGCGAGGUUAAAAAUAAACCCCAGGCUCUCCCAGGCUGAGACCUUUCAGGGCCGGGCUUUGCCUCCAAGCACAGCACGCGGCACAGACGCGGGGAUGGGGUCACUGGGAGCCCCACAUCCCAGCACGGCCACUGCCUGCCGGCUCCCCGAGGAACGCAGGGCUGUAGCAAAGCCUGCCAGCAGAGUGGCCUUCCCGUCCCCUGACCCAUCGAGGGGACCCUCACCCCACGUUCGGUAGUUCAGCUGGGGAUAAGCAUCCUGCUGCAGCAUGGCCUGGGGACAUCCGCGAUGUGAGAUGGGACCUGAGGUUGUUUGAUGUCAGGCAAUGGCACGUCCCCACUGAUCGUCCCUUGGUUGGUCUCCAUCACCCCUCCCCUGCCAAAAACAGGAGGAGGGAGGCGAGGACCCGAUCCGUGAGCACAGGAGGGCUGGGAGCAGCCCCUGAGAGAGGAGGGGGCUGCACGUGGCUGCGGGUGUGACAUGGGCAGCACCGGGCAGAGGGGAGAAACGCCACCAGGAAAUUAAAAGGGUCCAUUUUGGGGACAGGGAGAUGACGCUAGCGAGAAAUAAAAGCCUUCCAUAAAUUACAUGAUUCCUCCAGCCCGCUAAUGACACGGGUGAUUAGUGUGAGUGCAGCCCAUGUCCAGAGACAUGGCCCUCAGCACGGGAGAAGCAGGACCCGAGUGCCGCUCUGCCUUCAGGAAUGGAGGUACGGGGCCCCACAGCACAGGGGUUCCUGGGGGAGCAGGGGCAUUGGCCCCACGUCACCAGUGGGACCAGUAGGUACCGGCAUGGGGCCAACAUAGGGCUGCCUGCAGCGGGUCAGACCCUCUGGCUGCUCUUCGUAGGGGUGAGGGAUUUGCCUUUAGGGGUGAGGAUUUGCUUUUGGGGUGGCCGCUUUCCCCCUGCUUUCUCCCUCCCGUUGCAUUGCAGGGCCCCGAGUGAAUUCUUUGCUCCACCCCAAAGGCAGCCGCAGUGUUAGCAGGGGGCGAACAACUGCUAUAGAGACCGUCAGCAGAGCUUUGGGGUCCUCCUGCCUCCCCCGGUGGGGAGAUGGGGACCCCACAACUCUUCUUGCAGCCCCCCACGAGAUGAGAUCCCCAACAGCAGUGAGUGUGUAGGGCCACGCAGCUGUAGGACAGAGCAGGAUGCUGCGUGCCGUGCUCUGGGGUGCGUCACAGGGAUGGGGACAGUGACAGCGCAGCUGUGUACAGCUCCCUGCCUGCCACAUGCCAGCACGCAGACACCCUGAGGCUCGCAGCCCCCUCCCCAGCGCCCUGCCCAGAGACCCCGGCCUGCUGCCCACCCUCUGCUUCCCCCACCGCUGCUGCCACCCCUUAUGCCCACCCUGCUCCUUUUGCCCUGCCCGGUGGUGAGGCGGGGCUGGAAGCCGGGCUGUCCCAAAUCCCCCGUGGGAAAUCCCUCCUUGGGGUGGGGAGUGGUGUGGAAAUGCUCCCCCUGGGGCGGGGGGUUCCGGGGGGCCCCGCUGUGCCAACGCGCCCACCCUCGGCGGAUGCUGCACCUUCGCGGGGCGAUGGAUGGGAGUGUUGCCUGACUGCCUCGUCUGUCCGCUGCCUCCCUCCUUCUGUCUGCUCCUCGCCUCGGCCCUUUGCUGUCCUGGCUUGUCUGUUGGCUCUGUAGGGCCAAGCGAUGGGGCUGCGACGCCGGGGUGGGGGAGGGGGGUGCGCUGCGGGCUGGGAUCUGCAGGUCGGGGCCGUGAGAAUGGCGGCAUGGGAUGGCCGGGCACGGAGCUGGGUUGCUCGGUCGGAUUUCUGCAGGCACCAAUGCAUAACUGAUGGCUCGGCACAACUUUGGCCAAGGUGCGCGGAUCCCUCUGCAUGCGGCUGGGGAUGCACGUGUGGGGAGUUGGCUCCUGAGGCAUCGCACCUCUGGUUUGGGGCGGUGGGGCUGUGCAGGGUCCGUGCGGGGCACAUCCUUUGCCCUAUAGGUCGGGCACCGGGGGGCCCGGGAGCCUCAAGGCCCCAUUAACGGAGCUGCCCCUCCCUCGCUGGCUCGGCUCAUUAGUGGUGUUUUCAUUAGGAGAAGUGGUUUGGUUUCAUUUAAGCCAAAUUGCUGUGCUCGGGAGAUGACAAAUCCAUCUGCCGGCAAAUCGCUCUCCCGCCGCCGGCGUGGAUCCCGGCCCCGGGCAAUAAUCGCGCUGCAGAUGGAUGAGCCCCCGGAGGGGCCGAUCUCCUCUGUGCCGGGGCGCUGUGGGUGAGCUGCUGCCCCAGAGCCCCGGUGUGGGGCUCCGCCGCGGGGCGGGGGUCAGAAUCCCUCCCCUCUCCAGCGGGAUCGGGAGGAUGAGCGAGAGGAGGGACUCCAAUCCCGGCCCGUCUGGAUAAUUGCUUCUUCCUUAGAUCGGGUUUUAAAACACGGCACUGCUGACGGACGGCCCCCAUAUGGGUUCAGAGGCGGUAAUCCCCCAGCCCUGCCUCCCUCCUGCUGCUGCUGACAUAUCCCUCAGGGUCUCCUUGCUCCCCACCUCGGUCUCCCUCCCGGUGCAGCAGCACAGGUGCUGACCUGAGCAUCUCCCCAGCCCUGACUCACUCCCGGCUCCAGGAAUCCUUCAUGUCUCUUCCCCCUUUGCCGCAAAGUCAUUAAUGCGCGUGGAACCAUUUGUUGUGUAACUCGGAGGACGAAGGCGAGAGCUGCUCUCGGGGCGAUGCCCGCACGAUGGGGUCAGGAGGGGAUCGGGCAGUGAUGCUCUCCAUCCCCAACAGGUUCUCCCCAUCUCUCAGAGCCCAGCAGGGCGUGAUGGUGGGGUUUUUCACAACCUCAGGGUCUGCUGCUCCAGAAGGGGCUGCGUGGGACUGCGGGCCUGCAGCAUCCCUCUGUUGGCUGAGGCACGGCUAUGGGGUCCGGCCCUCGCUGCCCCCACGGCCACUGCCCAGCACCGCUGUCCUUCUGCCCCAAUGCUUGGCCGGGUGCUGGUGUAAAGGUGCUGCAAUCAGACAGGGGGAACCCUAAAAGGGUUGGGUGGGAUUUAGCGAUGGGAAGGGACGUGGCCAGGGCUGGGGGCUGCACAGAGGAUGGCAACAUCCCACAGUGGCCCACCAAGUGCCGUCAGUGCAAGCGGUGGUAGCCGAUGCUGGGCCCUACAGGGGUGGAACAGGGGGGUGAUGGCGCUUCAUACUGAGAGCAGCCCAUGGAAACCCCAGGGGGGGCUGCCCAGGGGGCACGAGGACCCCGAGCUGCAGUGCCUUUCCCUCAGUGCUGCUUCCUUUCCCAGCCCGCCCUGCCGUAAUUACAGCCCGCUGCUGCGCCCUGAUAAUACUGCUUCCCUUUUAUCACUGCUUAAUUAAAUAACUGUGGGGAAGUGAGGGGCUGUUAACCCCUUGUUGGCUGGGUAGCACUGGGAGGCACAUGGAAGCCUGGGGACACCUCAUUUGGGCUCACCGGUGCUCCCCCCUCCCCUGGCACAGCACAGGGUUUGUGGGUGAACCCGGCUAAUUAUCACCCACCUCUCACUCCAUGGGAACCCUGCCGAGCCGUCCCCGGAGCCCAGGCAGCGGUGGUACAAGUCUGCUGCUAAUUAGACCUGCAAGUCCUCCCGUGAGCUCAGGGUGCGGGGGUGAUAUUUGGUUAUUCCUGAUUAUUUCUGAUUAUUUUGUAUUUAUUUCUGAGGGCUCGCAGCGGGAGGCCGCACUCACCCUGAGUAACUGCAGGUGCAUUCUUUUCCUAUCGGGGUCUCCUGGGGGCUCAGCUCUGCGGGUCUGAGAGCUACUGACUCCCCUCCCAGGUCAGAAAUGGGUCUCCAAGGGGCCCCUGGAGAGCACCCUCCCACUCCGGUGGAACAGACAAACGAAGACAUGGUAGCACGGCUCCUGAACCGGCCCAAAAUAGCUUUCCUGUCCCCAAAAUGUCACUUUACAAAGGCAGGUGCUGGGGGCCCCCUUGGGGCUUGAGGCAGUGGCUGAGCGUGUGACCUGGUGGCCUUGCUGGUGGUGCUGGUGGCCCUCCCAGAGGCCCUCCCUGGUGGCAUGCAGCUGGUGGGCAUCCGAGGAGCAAAAGGCUGCUGACCCCACUGCUGCCACUCUGGGGAGAGGAGAUGCCCCUCUGUGAGCCGUGCUCCACAGAUGGCAGUGUCCCUCCACACAGCUGUGCUUCUCGGAGGGUCUCGGGGCGCAUCCCCCCACAGCAUGCCCACCCCAUCCCUUCCUCUCCGGUGCCAUGCAUUAUUCACGCCCGCGUGGUGCCAACGGGGCUGACGUGCUGCCGAGCACAGAGAGCUUUUCUGUGUAAAUCUCUGAAAUAUUUAGCAGAACUGACUUAAAAACACAGCCUGGGAGGAGCUGGUGCCUCGGCGUAACCUGGAAGGCCGGGGCGGAGGCAGCUCUGCUCCCAGGGACGUGGGGAUAUGGCACGUCACGGCCACGUCCCGUGGGCACCGGGGUGCCCGCCCCACUCUGAGCCUUCCUCCCACCCCGUGGCAUCCCCAGCCCCAAGGAGGGCAGGUGGGCACUGGGCGCUAUUGGUGUCCCCGUGCAGUGGUUGCGCCGUGCGCUUUUCUCUCUGAGAACCCGCAGAGCCCUCAGGGCCGGGCCUUCACUGUGACAGCGCAUCCCAUGUCAGAUCCGCUGCGAAUCCUGCCUGCUAAUAGCUAUGCAAAUUACCUCAUUAGCCGCCUUAUUUAUUUUCUCCCGCAUCAUCUUUUUGGCACUUCUGCGGGCCCUGGAGGCUGCGGGUGCCCAGGCUGGCAGCAGGGCUGGCCGCGCUGAUGGCAGCACAAUGCUGUUGGGGACCGGGGGCUCGCAGGGCGCAGGUCAUCACCUCUUUGUCCCUCGCCUCCAUCUUGGGGUGAACCUUGCUGUCCCCUUCCCAGCAGUGCUGCCCCCGACCCUUCAGGCAGAGGAUCGUGAUGGCCACGAGAGGCUUUCAUCAUCCUCGUACCCGUUGUCUCGCCCACGUUCAUGCUCUGACACACCUGCACGUGUCCCCCGCUGUCCCCUGUGCCACCAGCCGUCUGAAUGAGCCAUGUCCCCAGCUCACCUCCCCGUGGCUGUGCCUCUGCUGAGCUGCACGGCGGCUCCUCUUAGCGUCAGGCAGCAGCGGUGGCGCGGUGACACGGCUCGGCACUUGGCACCGGGCAGGGCUCGGCACUAUGCAGGUGUCACCGGGGUCAGGACACAGGUGAUGAAUGUCCAGCAGGAAAACGUGUGUCAGGACGGGAUGAGUGUCCCCGUUUUGCAGCCGCGUUUCUAUUUCUGCAUAACCCUGCUUGCCUGGCCAGGGCCGCAGUGGUGGGGUGCUGACAUCUCCGGCCGGCCCUGCAGUGGAGCGGCUUUGGGGCCAGCUGGGGAAUUCGCUCCCAGCGGCGGGGCGCUGCUGUGGGGUUGGGUCUGCCAAUCUCGCUGCUGUCGUGUGGGCUCUGGCACCCUCCUGUGGCCGUUUGUCACCUCUCUGCUGUCCCACAGGCUCUGCGGCCGUGGUUCGGGCGUGAGCCGGGAUUGGGGCUCCCGGGUACCCCCCCGACCUGUCCCCGUGCAGUGGUGGUGGGAGAGGACCCGGCAGCUCUCAGGCCCAUAGGGGGUAGGUUCGGUCGGGGUGUCGCGUUCAUUCCCUGCAGCUGUCUCCUUGCUGCACGGCGUGACAUUCCCCGGUUUCCCCUGCGGGAGACACCGAUGGCGUUGUGGUGCCGGGCGGUUUCUGAGCGCUGCUUUCUGACCCGCGCUGAUGUGUGUGGCAGCCACGGUACCACCGGGACGGGAUGCCCAGGAGGACCGAGCAGUGCGCAUGGAUGAGGUGGAAGGGGCUCUGCUGGGGGCUGCCCCUCUCACGGGGACAUCGCUGGCAUUAUCAGGCAGGAGGGCUCGGUUCAGAGGGCGUAGCCCUAAUUUUGGGGAGCAGGGGUGAGGUCAGCCCAUUUCAGUCCCUGGGGGGCUCAGCUCCUUCUCCUGGGGCUCCCAAUGGGGACAUCUGAGGACACUGGGCGGUCUGACUGUGCCUGGCUGGAGCACGCCCACACAUCCUUUCCUGUCCCCAGGGGAGCCACAGCCAUCAUUUCCAUCAGGUCCCUUUUUCUUCACUUCCUCCCCCAUUAAUAAGAUAUGAAGCUUAUGAGAUAAUAGAGCCUGGAUGGAUGCAGAGCUGAGAUCCCGCCGGUGUGUGGGGUAGGGAUGUGAUGUGAAGAAGGAACUGCAGCUGGGAAAAUGGGACUCGGGAAGGGAGGUGAUUGCCAGUCUGCAUCUCUGGCUGGCUCUGGGAGCUGGGAAAUCCCACUGCUGCCACACGCCUGACUCUUCCUGGCUCUGACACAUCAGCGGCUCACUGCCAGCCUGAGCUGAGCGAGCAGCUCUGAGUCCGAGCGGUCCGGGAGCCCGGCUCCUCUUCCUCCCAUCCUUACACCCAUCAGCCUCAUCUCCCCCCCUGUAAGGAGGUGGUGUCCAGGGAUGCAGGAUGCUCACAGCACUGGAUGGCUGGUACCCAGGGAUGCGGGAUGCUCGUGGUGUCGGACUGCUGGUACCCGGGGAUGCAGGUUGCUCACAGCACUGAACAGCUGGUGCCUGGGAUGCAGGAUGCUCGUGGUGCUGGGUGACGGACGCUGGGAGAUGCAGGAUGCUCGUGGCGUCGGACGGCCGGUACCUGGGAUGCUCACAGCACCGAGUGGUUGGCGCUGGGAGAUGCAGGGUGCUCCCAGCACUGGAUAGCAGGACUGGAGGACGCACAGUGCUCUCCGUGUCAGCUCCCUUCAGGAAGGAGCAUCCUUCCCUGCUCUUGGAGAGAGGCGGCUCUGGGAUGCAGCAGUGCCUCAUUGGUCAGCGGGACCUGUGGAGUCUGCGGGUUGCCAUACCAACCUGCCUCUGGUUCCCGGCGAGUCGGGGCGUGAAGUGCCGGGUCGAGCUGGUGCCAAGGGGCGGACCGGCAGCCAGGGCAGCCCAGGGCUCUGCAUCCACCCAGCCGUCCUGGCGAGCCGGCUGGUACCGCCGGGCUCCCUGACCCCCAGCGCCCCUCGGCAGCACUUUGUUCUUCGCUGCACGGAGCGGGCAGCGGGCUGGCACGGCACGGGGGGCUCACCUGGGCGUCUCACUGAGUGACCUGCAGCAGCUGGUGAGCUUCGGUCCCCCUAAGCCUGGAGAGAGGUGGCAGCUCGGCUCACAGCCGCUCCUCCCGAGAUCAUCCCAGCGCCAAACUUCCCGCCCGCCCGCCUGCCUGCCUGCCUGCGAGCGGGGCCUGGAGGCUGCCGUGCUGCACUGCCCUCCCAUAGGGCUUUUCCUGCCGCCGAUGCCCGCAGGCUCGCUGCGGGAGAGGAAGGCUCUGUCCUGCCCUGGGCAUCAAUCAGGGGAGUUGGGGGCUUUGUGCCGGCUUUGUGGCUGGGUCCCUCCCCAGCGCUGUGAGCCGGAGCCAUGAGCCACUGCCAGCAGCGCUGCAAGAGGCAGCUGGGCCGGGUGAUCCGCUGCUUCUACCAGUUUGUCACCGGGACCCUCUCGCAAGACAGUGUCGAGGAUGAGUUUGAGCUCUCCACCGUCUGCCACCGCCCCGAGGGGCUGGAGCAGCUCCAGGAGCAGACCAAGUUCACCCGCAAAGAGCUGCAGGUCCUGUACCGGGGCUUCAAGAACGAGUGCCCGAGUGGCAUCGUUAAUGAAGAAAACUUCAAGCAGAUUUACUCACAGUUCUUCCCACAAGGAGACUCCAGCACGUAUGCCACCUUCCUUUUCAAUGCCUUCGACACCGACCACGACGGCUCCGUCAGCUUUGAGGACUUUGUGUCCGGGCUGUCCAUCAUCCUGCGAGGCACCAUCGAUGAUCGCCUGAACUGGGCCUUCAAUCUCUACGACCUGAACAAAGACGGCUGCAUCACCAAAGAGGAAAUGCUGGACAUCAUGAAAUCCAUCUACGACAUGAUGGGCAAGUACACCUACCCGGCCAUGCGGGAGGAAGCACCCCGGGAGCACGUGGAGAACUUCUUCCAGAAAAUGGACCGAAACAAAGACGGUGUGGUGACAAUCGAGGAGUUCCUGGAGUCCUGCCAGAAGGAUGAGAACAUCAUGCGGUCCAUGCAGCUCUUCGACAACGUGAUUUAGCUGUCUCCAGCUGAGCUCUCCCAACACCGGGCUCAGACCCCGCUCCUCUCUCCACUUCUCCUUCCAGCCCUUCCUGCUGCCGGCUGCCACACAGAGACGUGGUCGGCACCCGGAUGUAUCCUUCCCCCGAGGCCAGCCCAGCUUUCCUUGGGGGGCCCCACAAAAGUGCCACCAGAGCGUGGGCACAGCUGGCAUAGGGCAUCUGGCCUGGGUGGGCUUCUUGCACCCGAUCCUAGAGGGAAAGCCGCAGCCUUGGGCUGCCAUAGGGGCUUCCCCGUGCCCCCACACCACGACCCCCCUCAGCAGCCCCAGCACCGGCUCCAAACCCUCCAGCAACACUUCUAGGAACUAAGAGUCUCGCAGCAGGCAUCAGCUUCCUCCUGUGCCCUGAUGUAGGGACGUGUCCCCUGCGUGGGACGUGAACCGCUUUGUCCCCCUCCUCGCUCACUCAGGGUGCUGGGCUCCCUCUGUUUGUCACCAACAGCUGUUGGGAGCUGGGUGUGCGCUCCUAUCCCACCCACGCAUCCGUCCAAGUCCUGGCUGGGGGUUAACGUCUCCACACCGAACUCCCGCCCAGCCCCACUGGCUUCGGGUAGCGGUCCGCAGCCUGGCCCAGCUGCUCCCAGCACUGCGUCCCGAGGGGCAGCAGUGGUUGGGUCUGAUGGGGAACGGGUGAGCGAGGCCGUGCCCUACGCCAGGCUGAGCCCCGCCGUCAGAGCCGCCCGGACCCUCCCACAGGGCCCUGAGCCUCAGCUGCGGGGCAGCCCCCACUGGGCCUGCUUCAGGCCCGGCUUGCGCAGACGCGAUGUUUUUUAGCUCCGUCCACCGCACUGUUCAUCUCCCAGCCCUGCUCCUGGGCGGGAGGGCAGUCCCCCAACCCCAACCCCUCCUGUCCCGCCCCGGGGCACCCCCUGUCCCCCGCACGCAGAGCGGAGGCUCCUUUCUCCCCCCCCCCCCCCCCCCCCCCCCUCACGCUGCAGUGGCAUGGCGUGACCCCUGCCCCAGGGCAUGGUGACCCACAACCCGCUUGGCAUCUCCAGUCUGUAUAUUUUGUAUUAUAACGAUAAGAUGGGUUACAAAAAGAAAAAAAGAAAAUGGGGGGGGUUGGGGGGGGAACAAUAAAAUCUAACCAUGAUCGCUA